AUGGUAAUUAAGAACAAAGUUGUGUAUGGUGGACCGGCGUUGAAUAUUCCAGCGCACCUUUCUUUUGGCCAAUACAUUCUCGAUAAAUUCACGGAACAUAGCGUCGAGGAGAAGAAAAUUGCACUGGUUCACGGAGACACUGAUCAAGUUACAACGUAUCGGCAACUUCUUCAAGAAGUUGUCAGUGUUGCUAAUGGUUUAAAAAGUCUUGGAGUAAAACGUGGUGAUAUCGUGGCGAUUUGCAGCGAAAACAGAUUGGAAUUUAUGUUUACUGCAAUUGGAAUUAUUCUAUGUGGUGCCACUGUUACUACUCUUAGUCCGCAAUAUGCAAAGGGGGAAACUAAACAUGUCUUAAACAUUUCAAAACCCACUCUUCUAAUAGCGUCCGAAGCAGUUUUAAAACAAAACUUAUCAGUUUACAAGGAAGUGAUGUUUAUAAAAAGAUUUAUUCAAAUGAACGGACAGCCUAUUGACAAUGGUAUAAUUUCAUUAAAAAGUGUCUAUGCUGAAACGGAUCCUUUCGACUUCGAAGCGGAAAAUGUUAAAGGUGCUAUAGACACUGUAUUUUUACUGUACUCUUCUGGCACCACUGGUCUUCCAAAGGGAGUAAUGCUGACGCACGUUAACGCCUUAUAUGCCGCUACCGAAUCACAAGGCAUCGCGGUUGACCACUCACACUCUUGUUAUUUGACAGUGGUGCCAUGGUAUCACGCCUACGGUCUCAUGACGACAAUAAAUUAUCUGACAGUCGGCAAGACAAUGGUGUACUUUCCAGGGUUUUACCCGGAGAAGUACCUGCGUGCUAUAGAGAAAUAUAAGGUCAAUGUUCUGUUCACGGUGCCUCCAAUUAUCGUAUUCUUAACAAAAUCCCCCCUCGUGAACAAUUACGACGUGUCCUCCGUCAGCCGCGUAUGGUGCGCCGCGGCGCCGCUCUCGACCGACACCAUAAGGAACGUUAUGAAACGCUUGCCCAAUUGCGAAGGGGUGUUACAAGGUUAUGGAAUGACGGAGACAUCGACUGCGGCGACGAAAGAUGUGGAUGGGGACACCAGAAAACACAAGCCAGGAAGUGGUGGGCCCCCACUGCCCGGCGUAAAGCUCAAGCACACACACACACACACACACACACACACGCCGUGUCCCGUGCCCAAAUCGCAAGACUGCGAAUUGUUAAUGAAUUCCAAAAGCGAUCAAAUGACACUGACAAGCCGCCGUUUCGCCGUGAUCCUUGAUGUGAUCCAGUUAUGUGAAGUUAACGCUGAACGCGUUGACUGUACUAAACUAGGCCAUCCACCUAGCUACUGGGACCGGAAUGCACGGGUCGUCGACGUGGAGUCCAGAAAAAGGUUAGGGCCAAUGGAAACUGGAGAGAUCUGUAUAAAAGGCCCGGUUGUGAUGAAAGGCUAUAUGGAAGAUGAAUCGGCCAAUCGCGGAAUCAUAGACGAAGAAGGGUUCCUAAAGACCGGAGAUAUCGGCUACUAUGAUCACGACGGAUACAUAUUCAUUGUGGACAGGAUCAAAGAGCUCAUCAAAUAUAAAGGGCAUCAGGUGGCCCCUGCGGCGGUGGAGAGCGUGGUGCUGCAGCACAGCGGCGUCGCGGAGUGCGGUGUGGUGGGGGCCCCUGACGAUUACGCCGGCGAGCUGCCCACCGCCUUCGUCGUGGUCAAACCGGGCAGCCGGGUCACCGCGCGGGAGCUCAUCGAAUUCGCCGCGAGCCGCUUGUCACCAGCCAACCAUCUCCACGGAGGUGUGAUAUUCGUAAAGGAGAUACCGAAGAAUCCCUCUGGAAAAAUAUUACGUCGUGUUCUUAAGCAAAAUUUGCAAAAAAAACGUAAGAGUAAGCUG
Iphiclides podalirius (scarce swallowtail) is the source of this 1845-nucleotide messenger RNA. Lineage: Eukaryota; Metazoa; Arthropoda; Insecta; Lepidoptera; Papilionidae. The record is from the annotation of a GenBank genome assembly.